Molecule: messenger RNA, 2948 nt
Organism: Dreissena polymorpha
Lineage: Eukaryota; Metazoa; Mollusca; Bivalvia; Myida; Dreissenidae
Product: DET1 homolog
Exons: 6
Coding region: 438-2111 (557 amino acids)
Biological process (GO): protein ubiquitination; positive regulation of proteasomal ubiquitin-dependent protein catabolic process
Cellular component (GO): cullin-RING ubiquitin ligase complex; nucleus
Molecular function (GO): ubiquitin-like ligase-substrate adaptor activity; ubiquitin protein ligase binding
Source: RefSeq, a predicted model, not a curated record
CCGCUAUUCACUUAUACAGAAUUCGCAUCCGGUUAGAAUAGAACAUGCGAAUGCUAACAAAAACAAUGUUUACCCAAUCGUGUCUGAAGAUCAUACCAGCGAUUUAAGAAAUAAAUAAAUUACUGGUUUCGAACGCUUAAAGUAUUGCAAGGAUAGUGUGGCCUUAUGAACUCUGCUGCCAGACAGGACAAGAUGUCUGAAGUUUCCAACAGAAUCCUCACUUCCUUGGUUUAAAUGUUCUUGUAGACUGAGCGGGGUCUUCUCUCCUGGUUUUUGGCCACUGCCUGAUUCUUUCCAAUGGUGUAAGUGCCAUCUGAUGACACAAUUUUUGAUGGCACUUCCACUUUUGAUGUUGCAUUAAGGAAUUUCAUCUGCUUGACUGACAGCUAAAGAAAUGCAAGAGAUGAAUGGCAACUUGAAACUGAGCUAGCACAAGAAUGUCUCGUGUGACGCAGGAGGGCAAAAGCUAUCACAAUGAAAUUUUAAAACCAAGGAAAAUAGUAAAUCAAAAUGUUGUUUAUAGGUUGUACCACAGAGAAACUCACAUUGGUGCACCAGGGACCCACUUUCAUAAAGCCAGAAUAUUUCACACCAAUGUUUUUCCAAAUUUCACUGUUGUGAAUGUUGAGAAACCACCGUGUUUUCUGAGGAAGUUUUCCCCUGAUGGAAGAUUUUUCAUCGCCUUUUCAGCGGACCAGACUUCUAUCGAGAUUUACAGCUUCGAAGGUUCGGCUGCUGCAGAGACUCUGAUGAGGAAUGUGAAAGGUGACAUUGCUGCCUCAAGCUCAGAUACAGAGUCUAAUGAGAUCAAAGCAAAGUUGUUUGAAAAGUUCUUCAAACUGAGGUGCACAUCACUUGUUGCUACAAAUGGUGGCCACCUAAAUCGUGAGUGCAGCCUUUUCACAGAUGAUGGCAAAUUUGUGAUAGUUGGAUCGGCGCAAUACGUCCCCGAGGAGCCUCAUCCCCUGUUUUUCGAUACGCACAGAAAUAACGAAGCAGUGAAUGCCACACCUCGGUCACCUCUGGAAGAUUACUGCCUCCAUAUUGUGGAACUAGAAAGUGGGCACCUGUGUGAUUUUAGGAGUUUCAAGUAUGAUAAAAUAUUUUUGUCCCACAACCAGGGCCUAUACUUGUAUAAAAAUACUCUGGCUGUAUUAUCUGUGCUACAGCAGACAAUUCACAUAUUUCACGUGACUCCAACCGGGGAGUUUAUAGACGUUCGAAGUAUAGGCAGAUUCUGCUACGAGGAUGAUGGCUUGUAUUUUGAUGUCUUUCAAGAAUCCAUGGGUCGCAGUUCUCAGUCACAGUACAUGGAGAAGACCAUGAACUCUCUAAAACAGCGCUUGCUCGUGUUCCUGUUCAUGAAGGCCAAACAAAGCGGCUCUGCCUAUGAGCUGCGCAGGUUCUACCAAUACUUCGAGCAAUUCGCUGCGCUAAAAAUGUGGAAAAUGCAGCUUUUAGAUGAGGCACAUUUACUGAUAAAGUACGCCAGUGAAGACGUAGUUACUCUGAAAAUCACUGACCCUAACUCCCAGCCUUCGUUCUUUGUGGUAUACAACAUGGUGGAGACGGAAGUGGUAUCGGUGCAUGAGAACACUAGUGAUGACUUGUUGAUGCUGUUUGAGAACUUCUGUGACAUGUUCCGCAAUGCCACUCUGCACACUGAGGCCCAGUUCACGUGUUCGUCCUCCAGUAAUCUGUACGCACGGCAGAUACAGCAGAGGUUCAAGCAGACCAUUAUUAAUGCAAAGUUUGGUGGAAAUACUGAGGCUGUAAAGCGGUUGUUGGCCCAGCUGCCUAUCAGUGCCCAGUCCUACAGUAGCAGCCCCUAUCUGGACCUGGCCCUCUUCAGCUACGAUGAUAAGUGGGUCUCGGUCAUGGAGAGACCCAAACCCUGCGGAGACCACCCCAUCAGGUUCUAUGCGCGGGAUUCAGCCUUGUUGAAGUUCAAGAUCUACGCAGGCGUCACAGGCAAGAAUCCCCCACCAACAGCCCGGCGUCUCGUGGCCUUCACCUUCCAUCCUAGCGAGCCCUUUGCCAUCAGUGUGCAGAGGACCAACUCUGAAUAUGUGGUCAACUUUCACAUUAGACAUGUUCAUGUGCCAAAAUAAUCACCUUCUUUCUAGAGUUUAAUGUAGAGAAAAGAUCUGUGAAUAGAUGUCUGUGCAGUGCCACAGAAUGCAGUAAUAGUCACACUAGUAUUGUUAAUAAAUAUAAUUAUCAUCAAUAUCUGUUUAAUGUCUUUUUUUCUUGUAUGGACUUUUUUAUUAUGUGAGAUGACUUGUUUUUGGUUUAAACCUAUUUGUUAAUCUUUAUUGCUUUUUUAGCAUAAGGCUAAUGGAAAAGCGCUUGAGUAAAUUUCAAGAACACUCAAGAUGAAAAUUGAAUGUAGCCUCCCUGUUGCUAGGCAGACAACACAUCUACUACAAGACUGCAACCUUAAAGUCUUGAUACUGUAGGUAAAACAAUCCUUAUUAUGAUUUCAUUUCGCUUCAUCACUAAAUAUUUAAGAUCUCUUGUAAAUUGAUAAUGCAAUCAAGUUGUUAUAAAAUAAUAAAUUUUAGUGGAAACUUAAAACCUUUUGAUGUACAAAUGUAGAGAUGUAUAUAAAUUGGUUUGUUUGAUAUAAAUGUCUAAAGUCAAACGUCGCAUGUAUCUAAUUAAUUUGAAAUGUAUUCUUUACUGUCCAGAAUUAUGUAAUGGAAGAGUUAACAAAUAAUGCACAUCUAGUCAAUCGUUUUGCAUGACCUUUUUAUUUGUUACCUUGCUGACUACUUCAAUGAGUGUUCUAUUGGUUUGACACUUAUUGUGUUAUUUUUGUUGUGAGUAUAUUAUGUGUUACUUCAUUUGCGUGCCUAUUGGAAGGAGGCUCAUGAAGGUUGCUACAUUGUAUUGUAUGCCAUAUAACGUGUUUCAUAGGCGUCAUUAAAUAAAUGCUGCAUAUGUUA